Molecule: messenger RNA, 3761 nt
Organism: Ahaetulla prasina
Lineage: Eukaryota; Metazoa; Chordata; Lepidosauria; Squamata; Colubridae
Gene: NPDC1
Product: neural proliferation, differentiation and control 1
Exons: 14
Coding region: 137-1558 (473 amino acids)
Cellular component (GO): membrane
Source: RefSeq, a predicted model, not a curated record
GCCCCGCCCCGCCCCGGCUCCGCCAGCGCCCCGCUCGCCUCCGGUGCCGCAGCCCGGCAGGCGCCUCCUCUUGCGCGGCGCCGCUGCUGCUGCUGCUGCUGCUGCGAUGCUCCCCCGAGGAGGCAGCCGCUGAAGGAUGAGCGCCGCUGCCUGCCGCCGCCCCUGCCCGCUCCCUCCGACGCCGCUGCCACCGGUGCUGCUGCUGCUGCUGCCGCUGCUGCUGCUGCCGCCGCCCGGCGCCUGGGGACUGCUGGCCACCCCUGGCGAGCUGUGUCCUCGGCACCUGGACUGCACCCUUCAGCGGCGGAAGGAGUGUCCCCUGGGGUCCCAUGCCUGCGGCCCCUGCCUCCCCCAGUUCGUAGAAGACAGAGAGGGACGAUGCGUGGCCAGGACAGCAGAGCCCAAAGGGCGAAGCUCUCUUGUUCCCGAGCUAGAAGAAGAGAUUGACUUGGUAUCCGAUGUGCUCUCCAAGCAGGGGAGGGGGCCUCUGCCCCACGGCCAGGAAGAGAGCCCGGCGUCCUCCGGCCCCCACUCCAGGAAGGGGGCAUCAAAGGCAGAGUCCUCGCAGAGUGGCCGGCAGAGAUGGCCAGGCACAUCGUCUCAGCCCACCACCGAGUCCCCAGUGGAGUCGACCCACAUCUCUUCCAAUGAUGCCCUCGUCCUCGGCUUGAUUGUUGUCUGCACGGCUGCAGGUGUGGCAGCUCUGGUGGUGGCAACGAUCUGCUGGUGCAGGCUGCAGAAGGAGAUCCAGCUUGCCCAAAAAGCGGAUUAUCCAGCAAAUAAGCUGCCCCAACUCCCCUCCUAUGACAAGCUCUCUCCUGGCGAUCGGAAGCUGGCACAGAGUGCCCAGAUGUACCACUACCAGCACCAGAAGCAGCAGAUGCUCUCCAUGGAAAAGCAUAAGGAGGAAGCCAAAGCUCCAGAAUCCGUCUCCUCGGACGAAGAGAACGAAGACGGAGACUUCACGGUCUACGAGUGCCCUGGCCUGGCCCCGGUAGGUGUCUCUUUAGGAGGGGAGAGGGUCAGAGAAACAGGAAGGGGCAUCAAAGGCAGAGUCCUCGCAGAGUGGCGGCAGAGAUGGCCAGGCACAUCGUCUCAGCCCACCACCGAGUCCCCAGUGGAGUCGACCCACAUCUCUUCCAAUGAUGCCCUCGUCCUCGGCUUGAUUGUUGUCUGCACGGCUGCAGGUGUGGCAGCUCUGGUGGUGGCAACGAUCUGCUGGUGCAGGCUGCAGAAGGAGAUCCAGCUUGCCCAAAAAGCGGAUUAUCCAGCAAAUAAGCUGCCCCAACUCCCCUCCUAUGACAAGCUCUCUCCUGGCGAUCGGAAGCUGGCACAGAGUGCCCAGAUGUACCACUACCAGCACCAGAAGCAGCAGAUGCUCUCCAUGGAAAAGCAUAAGGAGGAAGCCAAAGCUCCAGAAUCCGUCUCCUCGGACGAAGAGAACGAAGACGGAGACUUCACGGUCUACGAGUGCCCUGGCCUGGCCCCGACUGGAGAGAUGGAAGUGAAAAACCCCCUUUUUGACGACUCCACUCUGCCCCCAAAGUUGCACCCCUGACCAGGAACUGUGGACUGUGUGCAGGACCUGCCCGAGGGCCGCCUGACCAACGGCUCUCCUCUGCCCUCCUCCGCAAAUUCUUGGCUGAAAUAAAUCCGCCUUCUGGCAACUCGCUGCUUCUGCUCGGCUUGGCGUUCCCCCUGCACCGGCCUUUCUUCCACCCGGCUCCCGGAUGUCGGCGAAGAACCUUUGUGGACUGUCUGGACUCGGGAGGGAAGAGGAGGGGGCCCCAGAGGCCUGGCUUGCCACCUCCUGCUCCCACAACCCCUGCCAGCCUCGGGCACGGCAAGACCCGCCUUGCAAAAAUCAGAGUGGGAGGGCUUCCCUUUUCUUUCCUUGUUUUGCAGCCCCCGAGGUUAAAACAAUGGGGCUGGGGAGCCCUUGAUGCUCGAGGCUUCUUCCUUUGGGAGGGGGCUGCAGCUUCAAGAGAGAGGAAGUCUUCUGACAGGCCCUUCCCCGCUCAGCCAGUUGAGACGCCUUGGAAAAGCGGUCCACGUGCCCAUUUAACAGGUGGGAACCGGAGGCAGACUGAGGCUGGAAAAAGUGCGUCUCCCAGGUGUAGUAAGUCCUGAUCCAUUUCACACCGUUUUUAGCACUUUUUCAAAGGAACUGAAUUUUGAGGCUGCUGAGGGUUCAUUUGAAGCCUUUGUGAGCAAAGUUUUAGUUCUCAGAAUUUCAAGGGGAAGGAAUGUUACAAAACAGCCUUAAGGGCUGCAGGGUGACCUCUUGGGGAGCUGGAGUGACCCCCGGAGCUUCUCCCGUUGGGACCCCUGGUUUCCCCGCUUAGCUCUCUCUGGCUGUGCCCACUGUUCUUGCCAGUGUGAUGCCCCCUCCUCGCCCUGGCCUGGCAGGCAGGGAGGCGACAUAUGUUCUGACUCGUUGGGCAUUUCUGAGGAAUUCAUAGCUGUCUGCCAGACUGAUUGACCAAGAGCUGGGAUGGCAUGGAGCUAAGUUUUCUUUUCUUUUUAAUUGCAACCAAAUCUGGAAUGUUGAUUUUCUUCAUACCAAAUUCGGGUUUCCGAAGUAUUUCUGAAUUCUGCUAUUCAAUGGGAUGGGUAUUUAAGGAAGAAGAAUGCGGUUGUUGGUCACCUGUGUUGCUUUCAGAAGACACGAUGUUCCAAGCAUUUGAACUCUCCCCCCCCCAAGAACUGUGGGGAGGGGAUGGGAAGUGUUGGAGAGGGUGAGUUGUGUUAGACAGCCAUCAAGGCUGAUUCCUACCCGUCUUUGCGAAUCCAAAGAGAUUCAUGAACCACCUGGGUAGCUGUAGCCUAUUUCUCCUUGCUCCUGCUGUGAGGUCUAGAAACUUGAUGGAAAACAAUAGAAGGAAAACAAGGUCCCCUGCUCACAUGCAUAAGUGAAGUUUGGAAAAGGGGCAUUUGCAUAUGCAGUUGGACUAUGGGGUUGUGAUGCAAUUCACAAGUUUUGGAAGUUUGCACCUUGCUAGGUAGGGGUGAGUUUGCAGGGCAGAGGGUGGAUAUUUUAUUUUAUUUUGGAGAGGUUUGCCAAACCGUGUUUGGGGUGCAUUAGAGUUGCAUCAGGACCCGUCCAGUCCCCUCCCCCCCCCGCACCUGUAUGAGUUUUUGCAAAGGUUGCCCCUGCUUCCCAUCAGGGUCUCAUCUUGGGCCUGAAGCUGCAGCCAGAGGGGCUCCCAAGCCUCCGUCUGCUGGGCCCCUCAGCUGGGGCUCCCCUACCUGAUUCAGAAGAGUCUUUUGUGGGGGGGGGGUUAGGGGCUGCUCUGGCUGAGUGACCAUCUUUCUAAGCAGAGAGGAAAACUCCUGCACUGCAGGACGGAUAGUAUCAGGGCUGUUUCCAAAGCAGCUUUGGGGGCGGGGUGUGUGUGUGUGGAGACCCCUCUGCGUUCAUUCUCCUGUUUUUGAGUUUGCACAGCACUUUUGCACUUAUCCCGCUGAGUAGUUUACUCCUUACUUUUGUAUUCUUUCCAAAGAGGAAGCUGCACACAAGGGAAAGAGACCCGAACCCGGAGCUCUAAGCUCCUCAGCCCUGCUCCGGGUAGGGGGCUGUUGGUGCCCCCGGAGCUGCCAGCUCUUAGACCCCCAGAAGCAAUGACGGGCUGGAGUGGGGGGGGGGGAGAGAAUGCCACACUGGGAUGGUUUAUUUUUUCUUUCUUGUUUUGUUGUUUUUGUUUCCAGACCUGUAUGGACUGUGUUUAAUAAAUUUUAUUAAAUGACCAAUUCUCAAGCUA